CGUACUCAAUCAGAAGAGAAUACAAGAAAUCACACAAAAUUGUACCAAGUUGAGUUUUUCUAACCAAAUUGUUCGGUAUUUUAUUUUGCGAAUACUCUUACCACAGCAAAAUGGAGAAACGAUUUAAAUGCUUUUGCCCGAAGUCGCUGUUACCCAAAACCGUUGAGGAAGCAACGAAUACUUCGUUUAUAAGUGACACAAUGAGCAAGCUGGCCGUGACCAUUCAAGACACGACCUCGGAGAAGAUACUUACAGGCUCAGAUACAUCUACGAAUUCGGUCACCAUCAAUGACGACGCGCCCAGCCGAAAGAGUGCCUUUGAAAUGAUGCAGAGGGGCUGCGUCUUUGGCGUUUCCGGUCCGGUUGUGAAUGCUGAGAAAAUGGCCGGCUCGGCCAUGUACGAGCUGGUGCGCGUGGGCCAUUUCCGGCUGGUCGGCGAGAUCAUACGCCUGGAGGGCGACAUGGCCACCAUACAGGUGUACGAGGAGACGUCCGGUGUCAGUGUCGGUGAUCCUGUCUUUCAGACCGGCACGCCGCUGUCUGUCGAACUGGGCCCCGGCAUAAUGGGUGCCAUCUUUGAUGGCAUCCAGCGACCAUUGCGCACCAUCAGCGAGCUGACGGGCUCCAUUUAUGUGCCCAAGGGCGUCGAUAUUCGCAGCCUCUCGCGCACGAUCGAAUACGAGUUUGUGCCCCGGAAUGUGCGCAUUGACGAUCUCGUCUCGGGCGGCGAUAUCUAUGGCACGGUCCAGGAGAACAGCAUGCUCGAGCAUCGCCUGAUGAUGUCGCCGCGUAGUCAGGGCAGGGUCAGGUAUAUCGCGCCCGCCGGCACUUACACCGUGGGAGAUGUGGUUAUCGAAACGGAAUUCGAAGACAAGAUCACCCAGCACACAAUGCUGCAGGUGUGGCCGGUGCGCAAAGGUCGACCGGUACUCGAAAAAUUACCCGGCAACAAUCCACUGCUAACUGGCCAACGAGUGUUCGACGCCUUCUUUCCCUGCGUUCAAGGCGGCACCACAGCCAUUCCGGGCGCCUUUGGUUGCGGCAAGACCGUCAUCUCACAGGCCCUGUCCAAGUACUCCAACUCGGAUGUCAUCAUCUAUGUGGGCUGCGGUGAGCGUGGCAACGAGAUGUCUGAGGUAUUGCGCGAUUUUCCCGAGCUGACGGUGGAGGUCAAUGGCACCCAAGAGUCCAUCAUGAAGCGCACCGCGCUGGUUGCCAACACCUCCAACAUGCCUGUCGCUGCUCGUGAGGCUUCCAUUUACACUGGCAUCACGCUCUCCGAAUACUUCCGUGAUAUGGGUUACAACGUCUCCAUGAUGGCUGAUUCCACCUCCCGUUGGGCUGAGGCUUUGCGCGAGAUCUCUGGUCGUCUGGCUGAGAUGCCCGCUGAUGCGGGCUAUCCCGCCUACUUGGGCGCACGUUUGGCCUCUUUCUAUGAGCGCGCCGGCCACAUCUCGUGCCUAGGCAGUCCCGAGCGUCGUGGUUCCGUGUCCAUUGUCGGCGCUGUCUCGCCGCCUGGUGGCGAUUUCUCCGAUCCGGUUACGUCGGCCACAUUGAGCAUCGUGCAGGUCUUCUGGGGUCUGGAUAAGAAGCUGGCGCAGCGCAAGCAUUUUCCCUCGGUCAAUUGGCUGCAGUCCUAUUCGAAGUAUAUACGUGCGCUGGAUGCGUACUAUGAGGCCGAAAGUCCAGAGUUUGUGGAGCUACGUGCCAAAGCGAAACAAAUUUUGCAGGAGGAGGAGGAUCUGGCCGAAAUUGUACAGCUGGUGGGCAAAACCUCUCUAAACGAGGUAGACAAAAUAACGCUGGAGGUUGCCAGAAUUCUGAAGGAUGACUUCCUUCAGCAGAACUCGUACAGCACCUACGACUGCUUCUGUCCGUUCUACAAGACGGUGGGCAUGCUGAAAAAUAUGAUCGCCUUCUACACACACGCCGUGAUGGCUGUGGAGAGCACGGCUGGACAGGAGGCCCAUGUCACCUGGGGCCUGAUACGGGAGCAAUGCACCGAAGCUCUUUACGAAUUGGGUACUAUGAAAUUUUUGAAUCACAAGGAUGGCCAGGAAUACGUCGAGGAGCAACUGCAGAAGACCCAUGACAAUCUGGUCAAGACCUUAGCUGAUCUGGCCGAAAAUGUAGCUUCCUAUAUUUAGUAGUAUUGGCUAUUAUGCCUAAUCUGGUCUUAAAUUUGGCCUUAAUUUGAUGAAAAAUUUUAAGUACGUUUUAAUAGAGGAUACGAGACCUGAGCGACAUAUAGCUGUGUAUGUUUUUGUGAUGAUUAAAAGGACUUUAAAUUAAAGCUUAAUAAGAUGCAAUAAAUUUACGUGCAUACUUGUAUUUUGCUAAUAGGUCAAGACUAAAACCUUAGUAAAUUCUUGUUAUACU
Molecule: messenger RNA, 2379 nt
Organism: Drosophila novamexicana
Lineage: Eukaryota; Metazoa; Arthropoda; Insecta; Diptera; Drosophilidae
Product: V-type proton ATPase catalytic subunit A-like
Exons: 2
Coding region: 111-2147 (678 amino acids)
Biological process (GO): proton transmembrane transport; ATP metabolic process
Cellular component (GO): proton-transporting V-type ATPase, V1 domain; lysosomal membrane
Molecular function (GO): proton-transporting ATPase activity, rotational mechanism; ATP hydrolysis activity; ATP binding
Source: RefSeq, a predicted model, not a curated record